Linnemannia hyalina is the source of this 1971-nucleotide messenger RNA. Lineage: Eukaryota; Fungi; Mortierellomycota; Mortierellomycetes; Mortierellales; Mortierellaceae. The record is from the annotation of a GenBank genome assembly.
AUGGACCCAUCCGCCGCAACCCCACAGCAGUCUGCAGCUGGAACAACACCCGCCUCGGGUGCCACUACUCCGGCCGCAACUACUCCCACCGCAACCACGACCAAUAACACCACAGCACCAGCACUCGCUGCCGAGCCUGUCCCCAUGGAGGAUGUUGUCUCGACCAAUGCCGUGACAGCAGAGGCAAUCGCACGUCAAAACCAAACAGUGGUCGAGGAGUUUCAAUACCUGCUGGAAAAGAGCCAACAAUUCUUUGCUGGCUUGAGAGAACUACCUCCAACUGGCGCAAAGCAGUGGCAGCCCUACUUUCAAAAGACGUUCGAGAUCUUUUCCAAGCUAUGGAAAUUUCAACAACAGCACCGGUUUGUGUUGGAGAACAGCUACGGAUUGAAAAGAUGGGAGGUCGGUGAGAUCGCCUCCAAGAUUGGACAGCUCUACUACCACUACUAUUUGCGAACGAGCGAGACAAACUACCUGCAGGAAUCCUAUGUCUUUUAUGAUGCCAUCCGUGAGAGACGCUACUUCCACGAAAUUUCCGAGAUGAAAAAUUCUGCCCUCAUGAUCAAGAAGCUUCGCUACUACGCCCGUUUCACAGUUGUUUGUCUUCUCCUCAACAACCGUGAGAUCAUCACAACGCUGAAGGAGGAGCUCGCAUCACUGGUCAAGGAAUACAUCGACAUCUACCGACCACCAGACGCAGCAGAAUGGCAACUCGUACUUCAGGAAGUCUCGACUUUUACCAAUGCGGAGAAGAAACUGCACCCCACCAACUCAUCAGGAAACUGCUUGCCACUGACAAGGCGCCUUCAGACAAGCAAAGUCAUCUCUACUGCCCUGGACAAGGAUGGCCCCACAUCGACCAAGCUCAAGCUGCAGGAGGCAAUUCUUGUUGGCAACGCUCACAACCAGAUCAAGUUUUCAGAGCUGACGAUCGACAUGUACCGCAUUCUCCAAUCUCUUGAGCGCGAGACUUCUUUGAUCAAGGGAGCAACAGAUGGAGCAGCCAAGGAAGCCGUGCCAAGUGCAGUAGCAGUUGCUGCCAGUGGAGUGAAUGCGGCAGACAGCAGUGUCAGCGCCACUAUCAAAGAAGAGCCAGCAGAGGAGACUAUCGGCACCCAGCGCAGGACUACAGAGAAAUCGCCAAAACGGUCAAAUCCGCACAAGUAUCUCCUCUACCGACCAACUCUCAGCCAACUCAUGGUCUACCUCGCCACCGCAUUCAAGGAGGUUUCGAGUGACUCGGCUAUGUUGAUUUACCUUUCUGCGGAUGGUUCUAAGCGGUCAAACCCUGAUACUUCAGGCGCCAAAGGAUAUCACGGGGGUAUUCUGACCAACGCUCGUAAGGUUUUGGAAGGCUCGGACGCAGAGCAGCAGAGCAUCAGCCACUGUCUUCACCCAGGAGAUCUGGUCCCGUUCACAAGAAAACCCAUGUUCCUGAUUGUCGAUAGCAGCAACAGCGUGGCGUUCGCUGAUAUGCCACGUGUGUUUAAUCACCCUUUCAUGAGCCUUUUGUCACCCACAGAGUACCCUGAUUCUAUUCCAGACACAUCUCAAAUUGGAGGACUCUUUACCUUGUUCUUGCACGCUCCUCUGCUUGCCUUCAGUUUCAUUUGCGGGAUCGCUCAAAUCAGUCCAGACACAUGGGAACAGUGCACUGGCUUGAUCACACAGGCAGAAGGAAAGAUCGCCGAACUUAUGGCUGCCGCACCAUUGGAAAAACCAUUGCGACGAUUCCUGCAGGAUGAAUUCUUGCGCCAGUUCAUGAUCCGCUUCGCGUUGUGCCACACCAUCCUCAACGCGCAUAUCGCAUUUACGGAACCCAAGCAUUUGCCCACGUCCUACCCACCGCUGCCUGCCUCGGUGCUCGAGUCGCCUGAAGUCCUGUCCAAGAUCAGGUCGCUUGCAGUACUUGCAAACGCGUCCUGCUUCUCAUUCGAGGAGCCUGUCCGAACUGAGACGCCUGUUGAGUAA